AAGGAAGCCACGGUGCUGGUUCCACAUUCGUAUUGCCGAAAUCGAAUAAGAAGCCUGCAAAAGCGGCCGUUUUGAUGCACUUACACAUUUUUCUGCCCUGACGUAUGCCAACCUCCUUUUGCCCGAUUCCCACCCUUCGCAGCUUGAAACACUGAAGCAGACGCAAAAGUUGAAGCGUGCCCGACUCUCACACCAACCGCCUUGGUUGAAAAGCUGCCUUAAAAUCAAGCACCCUGAUCUAAACAGUUGGGAUAACAGCCACCAUGACUUUAAACACCACUCUUUCAAAGCCAAGGGAGCCCAUCGCCGUCGUUGGGACAGGCUGCCGGUUUCCCGGCGGCGCAAACAGCCCCUCGAAGCUAUGGGAAAUCCUCGAGAAGCCCAGGGGCCUCCUCAAGAAGGUGCCCGCCGAGCGGUUUGACGUCGACUCCUUCUACCACCCAGACGGCUCGUUCCACGGCCGGACCAAUGCGGCAAACGCGUAUUUUCUCGAUCAAAACAUUCGCGCGUUCGACGCAAACUUUUUCAACAUCCAGCACCACGAGGCGGAAGUCACGGACCCACAGCACCGACUGCUCCUCGAGACGGUAUACGAAGCCUUGGCGACGGCCGGCCUCCGCGUCGAAGACCUCCGGGGCUCCUCCACCGCCGUGUACUGCGGGCAGAUGAUGAACGACUACAAAGACUUGGUGAAUUUCGACCAGGACCGCCUCCCGACGUACACGGCGACCGGCACGGCGGCGAGCAUCCUUUCGAAUCGGGUCUCGUACUUUUUUGACUGGCAUGGACCUAGUAUGACCAUCGACACAGCGUGCAGCUCAUCUCUAGUUGCUGUUCACCAUGCAGUUCAACAGCUCCGAUCCGGCUCGAGCAAAGUUGCAAUCGCGGCAGGGGCAAAUCUGAUACUGGGUCCAGUUCCCUUGAUCGUGGAAAGCAAGAUGAACAUGCUCUCGCCAACGGGCAGAUCGAGCAUGUGGGACGAAAAGGCCAAUGGUUACGCGCGCGGAGAAGGUGUUGCUGCUGUUGUGCUCAAGACUCUAAGUCAGGCACUGAGCGACGGCGACAACAUCGAAUGCGUUAUCCGAGAGACUGGUGUUAAUCAAGAUGGCCGAACUCCCGGCAUAACGAUGCCCAGCCACCAAGCACAGGAGGCCCUGAUCCGUGAGACAUACGCGGCGGCAGGGCUCGAUCUGUCUCGUGCCGAGGACCGAUGCCAGUAUUUCGAAGCCCACGGAACUGGAACCCCUGCAGGAGAUCCGCAGGAGGCCGAAGCCAUAUCGAGGUCCUUUUUCGGGCAUGGAGAACGACCGCCGCGAGAAGAGCCGCUAUACGUCGGCAGCAUCAAGACGGUCAUUGGUCACACGGAGGGGACCGCGGGCGUCGCCGGACUUAUAAAGGCGUCUUUGGCCAUGCAAAACCGAACGAUACCGCCAAACAUGCAUUUCCAUAAACUUUCUCCCAAAGUGGCUCCGUUCUACCAGAAUCUCCAUGUUCCCACGGAGGCGCAGCCAUGGCCAGAGCUCGCUCCUGGCGUUCCGAUGCGUGCAAGCGUCAACUCCUUUGGCUUUGGAGGCACCAACGCGCACGCCAUCCUCGAAGCCUAUCCCAACCAGGGGGCGGGCCUGAAACAGACGCCGCAGCGCUCCUCCGCAGUGCCGAUAUGGCCCAUCCCCAUAUCUGCAAACUCGGAGCUCUCCCUAAAAGCCACCAUGCAAGACCUGCUACAGUACCUCAAAUCAGCGUCCGGCGUACGAGUGCAGGAUCUGGCGUGGACGCUGACAAACAGACGCUCCGUGCUGCCGGUCCGCCGCGCCGUCGCCGCGCAGACGAUACCGGAUGUCUGUGCAGCCCUCGAAGCGAGCAUUGCAUCCAUCGACAAGAAGGAGGGUCAUGUCGUCUCGGGUGGAUCCAACCGGGAACCCAGGGUCUUGGGCAUAUUCACCGGGCAGGGAGCACAAUGGCCCGCGAUGGGCAAGAUGCUGAUCUCGACCCUCCCGCACGCCCGCGACGUCAUCUCGCAGCUGGAUCAGUCACUGAGCAGCCUGCCCCCGCGCUAUCGACCAUCGUGGGCUUUGCACGACCAGCUCAUGCUCGAGGGUGGCAGCUCCAACGUCCACGAUGCCCGCUUCUCGCAGCCCCUCUGCUGCGCGAUCCAGAUCCUCCUGGUGCAGAUGCUCGCGGCGGCUGGCAUCAAGUUGGAGGUGGUCGUCGGGCACAGCUCGGGCGAGAUCGCAUGUGCCUACGCGGCGGGACUCGUCACUGCAUCGCAAGCAAUUCGCAUUGCUUACCUGCGGGGCUUUGUGUCGGACAAGGCGUCGUCGCCUAAUGGCGUGGAGGGAGCGAUGCUGGCUGCGGGGUGCUCUUACAAGGACGCUCAAGAACUAUGCGGUCUGGACAUGUUUCGCAAUCGCAUCUGCGUCGCCGCAAGCAAUGCACCAGACAGCGUCACCAUCUCGGGCGAUGCCGAUGCCAUCGAAGAGGCCCGCGAGGUCCUGGAAGACGAGGGUAAAUUCGCGCGAAAGGUCAAGGUCGACAAGGCCUAUCACUCAUUCCACAUGGAGCAGUGUGCAGAGCCUUAUGUGAGGGCUCUGCUGGACUCGGGAUGUGACGCCGAGGCCACCACGGAGCCGUCCACGAUUUGGCUUUCCUCGGUGCGACCGGGUCAUUGCAUGAGAGCACAGGACGUCACGGCCGACUACUGGAAGGACAAUCUCCUGUCGCCCGUUCUCUUCUCUCAGGCCCUGGAGCACGCGACGAGGGAGCACGGGCCGGUGGAUCUCGCCAUCGAGGUGGGUUGCCAUCCUGCGCUCAAGGGCCCGUGUCUCAAGACCAUGGAAGCCUGCAGCGAGCCCGGUGCUCCCGAGCUCCCGUACGUCGGGUGCAUGCGGCGAGGUGGCGACGACGUCACGGCUCUCGCUGAGGCGUUUGGAUAUGUAUGGGAGCGGUUUGGUUCCGAGAGCGUGAGCCUUGCCGGGCUCAAAGACGUGGUACCGCAGACGCCGGUGAGCAGCCUCGCCAAGACGCUGCCUGCUUACCCCUGGGACCGGACUAGGUCGUACUGGCUGGACAGCUGGCGGACGCGUUUUUUCCUCGGCGGCGGCGAGGCCAAACGGCCACACCUGCUGCUCGGGAAGCUCUCGGCGGACAGCACCUCGACGGCGCUGCAUUGGCGCAACUCGAUUCGGCCCAGAGACAUGGCGUGGCUGGACGGCCACCAGCUGCAGGGCCAGACGGUGUUUCCCGGCGCCGGCUACGUCGUCAUGGCCGCCGAGGCCGCCAUGCACGUGGCCAAUGGCCGAUCGGUGCGGCUUGUCGAGUUUCUGGACGUUGAGAUAUCCAAAGCCGUGACGUUUGAAAACGAGGACGGCCUCGUCGAGCUGAACCUGUCCCUCCAAGUAGACGCGGGACUCUCGAGCGCCCAGCACACCGCCGCUUCGUUUCGCAUAGACUGCUGUCUCUCGCGCGAGGACGCAAUGUCUCCUUCGUCCAGCGGAAGGGUCAUCAUCACCUACGGCCCAGGCGCCGGCGACACCUUGCCGACGGCACAGGACGAGCCCCCGCACAUGCGCAGCAUUAGCGUCGAGACCUUUUACGAGGAGCUCGCGGCCGUCGGCUACGGCUACGCCAAUGACUUCCGCGGCAUCUCCACCAUCAAGCGGGCCGACUUUAAAGCCUGCGGCUCCAUGAGGCUCCCCGCCCCAGGACCCGCGGCCGACGACCGGCUCCUCCUCCACCCCGUCACCCUGGACAACGCCCUGCAGACUCUGAUAGCGGCCGUGUCGGCCCCCGGCGACGGGCUGAUGCGGUCGCUGCUCGUGCCGACGUCCAUCGGCCGGAUCGCGCUGAACCCCUGGCUCUGCGGCGAGGUGUCGAGGUCCGGCGGCGAGGUGCACUACAACGCGGCCAGCACCACGCGCCAGGUCAGCUCCAUCAGCGGCGACGUGGAGGUUUUCCAUCCCGAGACCAAGCAGAUCGUUUUCCACAUUGAGGACUUCAGAAUCAAGGCAGCCUCGGCCCCGACCGAGGCCAGCGACCACACCAUGUUUAUGCAGUGGACCUGGGACCGGCCCGUGCCGGAAAGGGUCCUCAACAAGCCCGAGCGUGCCGCAACCGACGCCGACAGGGAAGUGGCCUCUGCCAUGGAGCGCAUGGUGUAUUUCUACAUGCGGUCCUUUUUGGCCAGCGCUGCUGCCGAAAAGCUGGCCGACCUCGCACCUCACCACCAGAGGCAGGUCAGGUGGUUCCAGUGCAAAAUGGACGAGGUCAAGCGUGGCCAGAGCCCGUUCUACCAGCCCGAGUGGGAGAUGGACCAGCAGGCCGACGUACAAGGCCUGCUCGACCAACACAAUGCCAACGCCAACAUACGCCUUGUGCAGAGGGUCGGCCAAGGCCUCGAGGACGUCUUCUUCCAUGGCAGGAACCCGUUCGAGCUCAUGGACCACGACGGGAUGCUAACCGAGUUCUACGGGAGCUCGUCCGGAUUUGGACCGUCGUACUACUACAUGCAGGACGUGCUCGCGCCCAUCAUGCACCGGUACCAGAACAUGGACGUCUUGGAGAUCGGCGCGGGCACUGGCGGGGCGACCAGGUACAUCCUCGGGCAGGAUCCGCCGCCGUCCUUCAACAGCUACACGUUCACCGACAUCUCGACGAGCUUCUUCGAAAAGGGCCACGAGACCUUUGCCCAGUCCGACGACAGGGUAGACUUUCGGGUCUUGGACGUCAGGCGCAGCCCCGAGGAGCAGGGCUACACCCCGCACUCGUACGACCUCGUCGUCGCCUCCAACGUCCUGCACGCGACGCCGAACCUGCAAGAGACCAUGGCCAACGUCAGGACGCUCCUCAGGCCGGGGGGCAAGGUCGUCGUCGUCGAGCUCACCUGCCCGCGCACUCUGCGCGUCGGCUUCGUGUUCGGCCUCUUUGCGGACUGGUGGGCCGGCGUCGACGACGACCGCGUGCUCCAGCCCUUUGUGUCUAUGGACAGGUGGGACGCCAUCCUGAAAAAGACGGGCUUUUCGGGGGUGGCCAGCAGGUACGAGGAUGCCGAGGGCGAGAUAUUCCCCACGUCCGUGUUCCAGUCCGACGCCGUCGACGACAAGGUGGCGCGCCUGUACGAGCCGCUGCUCUUUCCCGCCAGGGAGCAGAGCCCGCCCAUCGUCGUGGUCGGCGGCGCCACGGCAAAGACGUCCGGGAUUCUCGGCGAGGUACAGAAACUGCUCCCCGGCCGUCUUUUCGAAACCCUCCAUCGGCUCGAGGACGUGCGCGCAAUGAUCCCGCCCAAUCACAAUUGCCGCAAGCCUACCUUCCUGAUUCUCUCCGAGCUGGACGACCCCAUGUUUGCCGAUAUGCACCAGGCCAAGUUCGAGGCCCUAAAGGUUUUGAGCGAAAGCGCUGGGCACAUGCUUUGGGUGACCGAGGACGCGUGGCUGGACCCCGUCAAGGCCAUGGCUAUUGGUUUCCUCCGUACUUUGCGGCUGGAAUGCGUCGACUGUGGCAUCCAAAUCCUCGAUGUUGACCACACCAAGAACCUGAGCGCGGAUUUGGUCGCCGACACCCUCCUCCGGCUCGAGGAAGGGUCGGAUUGGGAGGCAGCUGGAAUACUGUGGACGGCAGAGCCCGAGAUUUACGUGUCGCAAGGUUGUGCUCGCAUCCCCCGUCUCAAGCCCAGCAAACCCAUGAACGAUCGUCUGAAUUCGGGCCGCAGGGAGAUCUUGGCUGGCGUGGAUCCAACGACAACCCCGGUUCUUCUCUACCAGGACAUAGACGCUGCCUAUCUCCAAUCCAAUGACAACCAUGGCCCCCAGGACAUCAACAAGGGCUCAGGUUCCAGCAGACUCCAGGUCCUGCACUCACUCACAAGAGCGGUCCGCCUCGGCAAUUUUGGAUAUCUCAACGUCGUCCAUGGCAUCUUGGAAAGAAGCGGCCAGGCCGUCGUCGCCCUCUGCGAGGAGAACGGCUCUCUGGUCGACGUCUUUGCCGGCUGCAUCGCUCACCUACCAGAGCAGGUUCAAGCGCAGGGCCGCGCCGGAGCAGCCCUCCUCCUCGCGGUGGCGGCCGAUCUCUUGGCUCAGACCAUGGUGUCCGAGGUCGCGUCGGGGUCAAACGUCAUCAUCCAUGGAGCUCCCGACAUUUACGCGAAUCGCAUCGCCCACAGGGCAAAGGCCAAGGGGAUCCACGCCACCUUUGUCUCGACCCAUUCAGGACCCCAGGGGGACAAGGCGGCCGGCGAGGAUUCGUCGUCGUGGGUAGCCGUCCACGAGAACGAAACGCAGCUCGGGCUUUCCAGGAAGCUCCCGCGGCCCGCAAGUGCCUUUUACAACCUUGCGGUCGACCAGGGCCCCGUCGGCGCCGGCCAGGUCCUCUCCAAAUACUUGACCACGCAGCACUGCCAAACCUUCCAGGCAGGGCAUCUCACGUCUCUGAAGGCGUCUGUGCGGACCCGCCAGGCCGGAACCUCGUUGAAGUCGAUGCUGGACGAGUCCUUGCAGGCGUGCCUCGCUGCCGCCGACGCCGGAACCCUGUCGCUGGCGCGGACGGCAGAGGACCUUGCGGCAACGCCGCCCGACGAGCUGGUCGCGCUUCGGCGCACCGUCAGCCACACCGCCGUGAUCGACUGGACGGUCAACGGCCUGGUCUCGGCGCGGGUGCGUCCUGUCGAUUCCGGCAGGCUCUUCUCGGACGACAAGUCUUACCUGCUGAUUGGCCUGACCGGAGACCUCGGCCGUUCCAUCUGUCGAUGGAUGCUCGGCCGUGGUGCCAAGCAUGUUGUGCUUUCCAGCAGGAACCCACAGAUCGAGAGCAGAUGGCUCGAGGAGAUGCGAGUUUUGGGUGGCAACGUGAUGGUGUUGCCAAUGGACAUUUCCAACGAGGAAUCUGUGGACGCAGGCUUGGAUAAAAUCCGAAAGUCAUUCCCACCGAUUGGCGGGGUAGCGUUUGGGCCUCUUGUCUUGGACGAUAUCCUCCUCAAGAACAUGCGGCUAGACCAGAUGGAGGCGGUGAUGCGACCCAAAGUCACCGGCGCUCGCCUGCUGCAAGAAAAGCUCGACGAGCAGGAGCACCGGCUCGAGUUCUUUGUCAUGUUCUCCUCGUUCGUCAUGGUGUGCGGCAACCCGGGCCAGAGCGCGUACAGCGCAGCCAACGCCUACACGCACGGCCUCGCCCUGCAGCGCCGCGCCCGCGGGCUCGCCGGGUCCACCAUCGACAUCGGCGCCGUCUGGGGCGUGGGCUACAUCCUCAAGCACGACAGGGUCGAGGAGUACGAGAGCAUCAGCUUCAAGUUCGACAAGCUCUCGGAGCGCGAGAUGCACGCCCUCUUUGCCGAGGGCGUCGUGGCCGGGCGGCCCGGCUCGAGCAGCGCGCAGCGGCACGACGUCGAACUCAUGACCGGCAUGCGCUUCAUGGACCCCAAGCACAGGAAGCUCAUUGCCCACUUUGACGAUCCCCGCUUCUCGCACUUUAUACUGAGCGAGAAGCGCGAAAGGGCUGCGGUGGGGGGCGCGGCCCUGGCCUCGGUCAAGGAGCGCCUCCUUGAGGCGGAUUCCAUGGGCGAGGCUUGCCAAAUCAUUGCAGAUGGCUUGUCCGAGAAGCUACGAGCCACGCUUCAGAUAAGCCAUGAAGGCGGCGUGAAGCUGGAUGUUGCUCUCAUAGACCAGGGUGUCGACUCUCUAAGUGCAGUCACUAUUGGAACCUGGUUCUCCAAGAAUCUCGACCUCGAGCUGCCGUUGCUAAAGAUUCUGGGAGGAGCUUCCGUCAAAGACCUGGCCGAGGAAGCUGUGGAGCGACUACCUCCCAGCGCCAUUCCCUUGAUCCACAACGCGUGGGUCAAUGUACCGUCUGCUGUUCAAAGUAGCACUGAUGACUCGGAUGGAUCGCUUUCGCCAAAUUCCCACGUCUGGUCUGCUUCCUCAACAUCCAACUCUCUUUCAGUCUCAGACAGUCCCACCAAGGAUCUCGAGGUUGUUUUGCCAUUCGAACGCAAAUCAUGCAUGUCCCUCAACCAGGAGCAGUCUUGGAGGCUGCAGAUGCAGACCUCGGAUCCCACGAUGUUCAACUCGACUCUGGGCAUGCACAUGAGGGGCUACAUGGAUCUCGAUCGCCUUGCCCGGUCCUUCCAGGCCGUCCUGGAGCGGCACGAGAUCUUCCGGACUCGCUUUCCCGAGUCGGGAGAGGCCGUGCAGAUCAUCAUGGAGGCGCCCCGCAUCAAAUUCCAAGCCAUCCCCGUGGCUGAUAAAGCCUCUGCCGAGCAGGGUUUCAAGGAUGUUGAUGGCCAAAGCUACAACCUCGCGGCGGGAGAGACGCUCAAACUGAUCGACUUUUACUGGGCUUCGGACGAGCACAUGCUCAUCAUCGCAUACAACCCCCUGGUCUGCGACGGCUGGACCUACGAGCGUUUCUUCGUUGAGCUCUCGCAGAUUUACGACGGCAAAAGCCUGCCACCCGUGCCCCAGUAUGCCGACUUCGCCACCCGGCAGCGGACGAGCUACGAAACGGGCGCCAUGGAUGCAGAUCUGACCUACUGGAAGUCUGUGCACAAGACGCUUCCUGAACCCCUGCCCGUCUUUUCCGUAUCGUCGGGUUCGGCAUCUGAAGGCCCGAAGCCUUCGCCCGCGUGGGAUCAGCACACCCUCGAUGCGCGUCUGAGCUCGGCCACUGCAGCCCGCAUCCAGGAUAUCGCCCGCAGCUCCAAGGUCACGCCGAUGCAGUUCUACCUCGCGUCGUACUACGUCCUGCUGUCGCGCCUCACGGGCAGGGCAGACGUGGCCAUCGGCGUGGCCGACGCCAACCGACCCGACCUCGACGACCUGUCCACCAUGGGCCUGUUUGUCAACACGCUCCCGCUGAGGCUGGACCACGCGGCCCACGACACGUUCGCGUCGACGCUGUCCCGCACCAAGGAGCGUAUGCGCCGCGCCACGCUGCACUCGCGGGUGCCGAUGCACGUCAUCCUCGAGAGCUUGGGCGUCGACGCCGCCAGGCCGCACGAGUUCCUGCAGGCCGUCUUCGACUACAAGCAGGGGCAGGCCGAGAGCGGCAGCAUCGGCCAGGCGCACAUGGCGGGUGUCCUGGCCUCGCGCUUCUCGACCCCGUACGACGUUACGCUGGAGAUGAGGGACGACCCUUCCAAGACACCGCUGCUCACCCUCAAGCUGCAGUCCUCUCUGUACAGCCUGCAGGACGUGCACAAGGUCAUGGGGUGUUACAUGUCUUUGCUUGAUGGUUUUUCGCGCGAUCAGGGGAUCCUCGUCGGCGAGGCCGAGCUGUUAUGUUAGGCUGGGUAUAUUUAGAUGUUAUAGGUUUACCUCCGCGCAGGCUUGAAUGUACCCGUUCUUUUGUCAGAUAAACUGUUAUGCACAGUUAAAGCCCGAAAUAUUAAUUAUAUAAUAUAAAAUUCUAUUUCGGCAUAUUCUUUUUCUUUCUUUCUUUUUUUCUGCGAUUAAUCCUUCCGAGAAUCUAAACGCAAAACCGGCGUAUUGCGUUGUUAUUAUGGCUAGAAAUCUCAAUUUGAUUGCAAUAUAAUAGCAAUAAUAUGGAUAAAAUGUCCAAUAAGUUAACGUUGGGCUCCACA
Molecule: messenger RNA, 9565 nt
Organism: Pyricularia oryzae 70-15
Lineage: Eukaryota; Fungi; Ascomycota; Sordariomycetes; Magnaporthales; Pyriculariaceae
Product: polyketide synthase
Exons: 14
Coding region: 264-9269 (3001 amino acids)
Biological process (GO): fatty acid biosynthetic process; secondary metabolite biosynthetic process
Molecular function (GO): 3-oxoacyl-[acyl-carrier-protein] synthase activity; phosphopantetheine binding; fatty acid synthase activity
Source: RefSeq, a predicted model, not a curated record